UCCUACGGUAUCUGUGUAACCUAUUUCUACACGACAUAGAAGCAUGUACCAGGACAGCGUGUUUCUUCCUGCCAGAUAUGAAACUGAUUUAUUAAACUGGAGAUAGCCUUUGUCUCUCGUUCUAGCAGGUUGUAUACCCCUUCAAAGAAAUAUACUAACGAGUGAAACAGCUACAUUAAGAAAAAACGACCUCGACAUACUAUGUUAGGCUAUGAUCUUGCAGAUAUAAUAUAAUUGCCUGGCCAGAUUUUUGAAAUGAAUUAUACGAUAAGCAAACUUGUUAACCUAGCUACUUUACUCUUUAGCAUAACUAUAUCAUUAUGUCAAACAGCACAAGAAAGCAACUACCAAGAGGUAAAGGAGCUCGCACUCCUCAACCACCAUCAAACAGGAAAUCUCACCAGCCGUCCAUACUUCCCGUUCCUAAUGAUAGAAGGCAUGUUGCCCUUCAUGGUCCCAAAGUGACCCUCUCAGCACAGAAGUGGAAGAAUGUCAACCAAGCCAUCGAAAAGACGGUGGAUAUAGUAUUGAAUAAAAAGAUGACCCUGAAAGGCUUUGGACCCGACUCUUGGGAAAUGGACGAAGGUUUUGGAGUGGCCCUCGUGGCGGAAAUAAGACGAAAAAUCAAAGAGGACUGUACAUUAGAAAACCCUAAGCUCCAGAAGAAGCUAAGGGAAGUGGCUCGUGAUGUAACCGCAAAGGAAUUCCGGUUUCCGCUCAGGGGUGGUGGAAUUUGGUUUUGGUUCAAAAUAACCAAUCUUGACAAAGCAACUCAAUCGAUAACUGAAGCUCAGCAGGCCGGCGCCCCGUCAGAGGCUGACACAAUUCUCAAAUGUACGGAUGACGAAACAGAAACUUCAGCUAGAGGAUAUUAUGUUGCUCAACAGGAGAGGGCAUAUGUUGCUGAAGAGACCCCAUCUGAUUCAUCUUUUGACUCGUAUUAAGUUCAUAAAUAGUAGAUAGUUAUAUCGG
This is a messenger RNA of Daldinia vernicosa, 972 nucleotides long. RefSeq lists its product as uncharacterized. The coding region runs from base 321 to 944 and encodes 207 amino acids. Lineage: Eukaryota; Fungi; Ascomycota; Sordariomycetes; Xylariales; Hypoxylaceae. The record is from RefSeq and is a predicted model, not a curated record. The transcript is spliced from 2 exons.